AGUUAAAUAACUACCGCUGCGCAGAAGGGUGCAAAUAAAAACCGUGUUCAUUACUGUGUAUAUGUAUUUAUUCAAAUAUCACAUUUUCCACGUGUUUCUUUAUAAAAUGACAAUUACCCUGUAACGAGAACGGAUUUAUUAUGUAUCAAAGUACGUUACAAUUUUUGACCAGCCAUCGAGAAAAGAUGUUGAAAAGUAUAAACAACAAUCAAAAUUCUUUUUCGAUGGAAAACCUCUUGUCCAACGGUAAAUUAUCUCCUGAGAAUUUAGAAACUAGUAAAGAUUCAGAAGAAUUUAAAAAUUCUCACCUAAACAAAAUCGAGGAUGACGACGACAGAUUAUCGCCUAUAUCUUCGGGUAGUUUACAAGCUGAAAAAAAUGACGUUUUCUUGAGGUUUAAUAGUUGUUUGAGAAAUAGGUUAUGUUCGAACUGUGGAAGAUUAGACUGUAAUUUUAUUCAAUGUAGAUUAAGUGAAGGUGUUAAAGAUUCUAAACCGGUAUUGAAGUUUAGUGUAAGUGCCAUUUUGGGUGAUGAUAAAACGCAACAAAGAAAUAGUAAUAAUAAUAAUGAUAAUUUAGUGCACGUUACGACAACAGCGGCGCCGACGGGUCCACCUAGUUUAUUAGGCCUCUCGACCUACCUCAACAAUCAUUCUACUUCGAUAGCUAAACCUGUUGCGAGUAGACCACCGCAUUUUAAUCCUCACCUAUUACUAGCAGCGCACUGUAGGCCGCAACCUUAUUUAACAGUAUCCACACCUAUAUCCGGUAACCAUUCGGCUGUUUUUCCUUUACCCGGUUCGUUUCCAUGGGCGCACAGCGGUCGGGGGAAGCCCCGAAGAGGUAUGAUGAGGCGUGCCGUGUUCAGCGAUUUACAACGAAAAGGACUCGAGAGGCGGUUUCAAAUACAAAAAUAUAUCUCGAAACCCGACAGGAAGAAACUUGCCGAAAAGUUAGGAUUAAAAGAUAGUCAGGUGAAAAUUUGGUUCCAAAAUCGGCGUAUGAAAUGGCGCAAUUCCAAAGAAAGAGAACUUCUUGCCGCCGGUGGUUCCCGCGAACAAACCCUCCCCAAUAAAAAUAAUCCACAUCCGGAUCUCAGCGACGCUGACGGUGACAAACCCAAACUAGACCUUAGCGAUAUACAAGAUAUUUCGCCAGCCGGUUCGCCGAUUGAACCAAUGAGUAACGUCGUUCAUACGUCAACUGUCAACUAUCAAAUGUACGACGGAAUGGAUUACGAAAGUUCAAAUGACAGCGACGAAGAGAUAAACGUCACUUGAUUUGUUAUUAGGAAAAAAUUGGAAUCGAAUACAUAGAAACGAUUCAAUCUGAUAGCUUCAUUUUAUGUAUUAUAAAAUUGUUUAUGAUGAUUUACAAAAAUAUGUACUAUAACAGUUUUAAAAUUUUGAAAAUCAAAUUUAAAUGUUAUCAAUUCUUUUUGGACUGAACAAAAUCAGUAAUUUUUAGAAGAAAACGAUGAUUUUUCCAUUUUCUACAACCAAAAAA
Molecule: messenger RNA, 1506 nt
Organism: Diorhabda carinulata
Lineage: Eukaryota; Metazoa; Arthropoda; Insecta; Coleoptera; Chrysomelidae
Gene: Dbx
Product: homeobox protein DBX1
Exons: 4
Coding region: 141-1280 (379 amino acids)
Biological process (GO): regulation of transcription by RNA polymerase II
Molecular function (GO): DNA binding; DNA-binding transcription factor activity, RNA polymerase II-specific
Source: RefSeq, a predicted model, not a curated record